This is a messenger RNA of Carassius carassius (crucian carp), 2162 nucleotides long. Its product is annotated as DBH-like monooxygenase protein 2 homolog. Gene Ontology annotation, molecular function: dopamine beta-monooxygenase activity; copper ion binding. The transcript has 13 exons. The coding region runs from base 30 to 1730 and encodes 566 amino acids. Gene Ontology annotation, cellular component: secretory granule membrane. NCBI's taxonomy places the organism in Eukaryota, Metazoa, Chordata, Actinopteri, Cypriniformes, Cyprinidae. The record is from RefSeq and is a predicted model, not a curated record. Gene Ontology annotation, biological process: dopamine catabolic process; norepinephrine biosynthetic process; octopamine biosynthetic process.
CACAGUUUGUCAUAUUUUGUUAAGGAAACAUGGGCACAUUAUCUCUUGUCCUGCUCUUGCUUUCAGUCCAGUGGUCCUGGGCUCAGGAAGACCCUCUUCUGCCUUUCUCUGAACACCUGGACCCCGAGCACAAGGUGCAGCUGAAGUGGGGAUUUGAUGAGAUCCAGGGCACAAUCUUGUUCGAGCUUACUGUCAACACCAGCGGCUGGGUCGGUUUUGGCUUCAGCCCGAAAGGAGGAAUGACUGGAGCCGAUAUCGUCAUUGGAGGAGUCGGACCUGGAGGCAGUUUCUUCACGGACCAUCAUGCUGGGGGUAAUUCAAUGCCUCUGGUUGACCAUCAACAGAACUACAAACUCCUGUCUCUGAAUGAAUCUGAUGGGAAAACGAUCAUGAAGUUUCAGAGGUCCAUCGGUUCCUGUGAUGAAAAUGAUUUACCUAUCACUAAUCUCCCCAUGAAGCUGAUCUAUGCUUAUGGCCAGACUGAUGACAUCACGUACCACAGCACCCGAAGAGGCACGAAGGAGCUGAACCUGUUGAAGUACAUGCCUCGGGUCAACCCUCCAAACAGCAGCUUUUUUGACAUAACUAUGGUCAAUUUCACUGUACCAGCCAACCAAACCCACUAUCACUGCAAGAUCGUGAGAGCCCCGACAUUUGAUCGCAAACAGCACAUUUAUCGCAUUGAGCCGGUGAUCACAAACCGUGACCUUGUGCAUCAUCUGCUGCUGUACCGCUGCCCUCCGAGUGUGACGGAGCCAUUUGAGGCGGAGUGUUAUACUGGGGUGGAUGGAGAGUGUAUGGAGACCGUGGCUGUGUGGGGAGUUGGUGGAGGGACUUUUGAAUUUCCUGAAGUGGCAGGACUUCCAAUUGGAGGAAAUGUUGAAAAUUUUCUCUACAGGCUUGAAGUGCAUUACAACAACCUCAAUAAAAUUGCAGGUCGUGUUGAUAACUCAGGUCUGCGAUUCUAUUACACAUCUGAACUCCGUCAGCACGAUGCAGCUGUUCUGAUGACAGGGCUUGCGGUGACCCCUGGGUACGCCAUCCCACCCAAAGCCAAAUCCUUCCUCACAUAUGGCCUCUGUGACACUGCUUAUAUUCCAGAGGUUCUGCAGACGCCACAUGAUCUUCAGGUGUUCUCUGCCAUGCUGCACACACACUUAGCUGGACGCAAGGUACGAGUCGGGCACUUCAGAGGGGGAAAACAAAUCGAUCUUCUAGCUGCAGAUGAAAACUAUGAUUUUGAAUAUCAGGAAGUGACAAACUUGGGUAAAACUAAGACAGUGAAGUUGGGUGACAAAUUGCUGGUGGAGUGCACCUAUAAAACUGAAAACCGCAGUACACUCACAUGGGGGGGGUUCUCAACAUCAGAGGAGAUGUGCUUAGCCUUCCUCUUCUACUAUCCAGCGAUGAAUCUGAGCAGCUGUGUUAGCUUCCCAGAUGUAACAUCUUUAGCAUCUGCAAUGGGAGCACCAGAUAUAUAUACCUGGCUUUAUAUGAUGUUCACAAAGAUUUGGGAUGACACGUCUAUCAAUCAAUACCAACAAACACUGAAGGGAAUCGACCAGUUUGUCAUAGUCACAAACUCAAGAAACAACGGAUCAUACAAUAGGGGGACACUUCCUGAUCUCAGAGUCAUCCCGUCUGCACCCUGCAUGAGCGGCGGUGCCACCAAAAGUCUCGCUUUGCUAUCACUGCUCCUCUGUUUGGCAGUGCAGUGGGCAUCCUUAUGAAACAUUAAUUCAAAAUGCUACUGAUGUAACCCAUUGUUCUUUCAUGGUCUAAUUAAAUGUCAGUAAUAUUGACAAAGCAAAAACUCCUGGAUCACAGGGACAGAAAUUGAAAAUUUAUAAUAUGUAACUACUUAUUUUAAUAAAAAAAAAUUAUUAGAUGGAAAUGGACUUUACACUUUACUUUCCUUGCUUUACUUGUCUUCUACAAUAUGAAAAUCUUCAAACAAGUUUAUAUUAAAGAAUCACUUUGACAGCAUGAUUCAGAAUUUUUCCAACCUUGAAUUGUAAUUAAAAACAACAAAAUGGCAAUAAUACGAAUAACUAAUACUAAUAAUUAUUAUUAUUCAAAAUACAGAUUUCAUAUACCCAGUUCAUUUAGUGUUUAUGCAGUGGUAUGUCGACAGAUAAAAUGAUUGACGUGUUGAUGCUAUC